This is a messenger RNA of Cydia fagiglandana, 1598 nucleotides long. RefSeq names its product triosephosphate isomerase (gene Tpi). The transcript has 6 exons. The coding region runs from base 99 to 845 and encodes 248 amino acids. Gene Ontology annotation, molecular function: triose-phosphate isomerase activity. Gene Ontology annotation, biological process: glyceraldehyde-3-phosphate biosynthetic process; glycerol catabolic process; glycolytic process. The record is from RefSeq and is a predicted model, not a curated record. NCBI's taxonomy places the organism in Eukaryota, Metazoa, Arthropoda, Insecta, Lepidoptera, Tortricidae. Gene Ontology annotation, cellular component: cytosol.
AAAAACCAAGCAAAAGGUCAUCUUAACUUUUGUGUAACACUUGCGGUCAACCGGAAUUGGCGAAUUAUUCUAAGUAGAUCUUAAUCAUAAACAGCAUCAUGGGUCGCAAAUUCGUUGUCGGCGGAAACUGGAAGAUGAAUGGCGACAAGAACCAGAUCAACGAGAUAGUCAACAACCUGAAGAAAGGUCCUCUGGACCCCAAUGUUGAGGUUGUUAUUGGUGUGCCUGCCAUCUACCUUGCUUAUGUGAAAAGCAUCAUUCCUGACACCAUCAGUGCAGCUGCCCAAAACUGCUGGAAGACUGCUAAAGGAGCAUUUACUGGUGAAAUAUCGCCAGCAAUGAUCAAAGAUGUUGGCUGCGAGUGGGUGAUCCUCGGCCACUCAGAGAGAAGAACAAUCUUUGGCGAAAAGGACGAGUUAGUCGCUGAGAAGGUCGCUCAUGCUUUGGAGUCCGGUCUGAAAGUGAUCGCGUGCAUCGGCGAGACCCUGGAAGAGCGUGAGGCAGGCAAGACCGAGGAGGUGGUGUUCCGGCAGACGAAGGCGCUGAUCCCGGCCAUCGGCAGCAACUGGGACCGCGUGGUGCUGGCCUACGAGCCCGUGUGGGCCAUCGGCACAGGGAAGACCGCCUCGCCUCAGCAGGCUCAAGACGUACACGCGUCGCUCCGCAACUGGCUGUCGGCGAACGUGUCGGCGGAGGUGGCGGGCGCCGUGCGCAUCCAGUACGGCGGCUCGGUGACGGCGUCCAACGCCAAGGAGCUGGCGUCCUGCGCCGACAUCGAUGGCUUCCUCGUCGGCGGCGCCAGCCUCAAGCCAGAGUUCGUUGACAUCGUUAACGCCACUCAGUAAAACUAACGUAGGUUGGGUCACAAAACGACGCUGCGCUGCGCUGAUGUCCCUAAGCAUUCUAGUAACUACCGAAUGGGGCAGAACACGGCAAAAAAUAAGUGUUAAAAUGGCUUGUUUUCCUUUGCCAAAAAGCGGCUGGUAAAUAUCUAAUCAAAAUAAGACACUGACUAAUAAAAAUACGUAAGUAUAAUUGAAUAAAAAUAUAAAAUUAUGUAAUAUUUUUUAUUAAUAGGUCAUCAUAGCCCCGUGCCAUAUUUAACAACAAUGUUCGAAUUAAGUCGGUAUUUGUUUUUGCUACUAAACUUGACAACUAAAACUCGGUUUGACAAUAUUUUUAACAUGAAGGACAUUGUAGUAAAGUGAGAUUAUGACAGACAAAAUAAAGUAACUCUUUAUCUGUCAAACCUAUUGUAAGUUGCAUAUUGUUAAAUAAUAGAUGUCGCGUCUAUGAUUGUUGAUUGCAGCUGGGCGGUCGUUUUGUGUAUACCCCGAUAUAAGUACUCAUUUAUACAUUAUAUACAUACGAUAUAUUAGUAAUAGUUAUAGAUGUCGUAUGCUUGCAGUUUGCAUUAUCCGUUUUAUAAGUUUAAUAACUUUUCGUUUGUAAGUUUAUAUUAAAUCAAAUCUGAUAUGAGAGUAUGUCUACUUGGUCAUUGUUGUUGUGUAUUUAUAGAGCGUUCGAUUUUUUCGAAAUGAAUUUGUCUCAUACUGUUAACGUGUCUCGUACGUGAAUAAAUUGGCUAUAUUACAGUU